Molecule: messenger RNA, 426 nt
Organism: Adineta steineri
Lineage: Eukaryota; Metazoa; Rotifera; Eurotatoria; Adinetida; Adinetidae
Source: the annotation of a GenBank genome assembly
AUGAAUAAACCAUUUGGUUUACAAAAUAAUUGUAAUCAUAUAUUUUGUUUUGAUUGUUUAUCAACUUGGCGUCAAACGGGUAAUAAAGAGACAAAUAGACGAUGUCCUUUAUGUCGUAUUCGAUCAACAUUUAUUGCUCCAAGUUGGCGUUGUUUUAAUAAUAAUAAUGAUAAACAAUUGUUAAUUAAUGCACAUAAAUUACGUUUAAAAAAUGUUCCAUGUCAAACUUUGUUACGAUAUGGUUAUUGUCGAUUUGGUCAUCGAUGUUUCUAUAAUCAUCAUAUUCGAUUUCAAUCAUCUUUUUUAUUCAAUCAACAACAACAACAACAAAAUACAAUAGAACUAUCGAAUGAAAAUAAUAAUAAUGAACAACGAGAAUCAUUAAGAAGAAUUAGGUAUAAUUCACAUCGUUAUCGUCCAUAUUAA